Messenger RNA from Corylus avellana, 1725 nucleotides. Lineage: Eukaryota; Viridiplantae; Streptophyta; Magnoliopsida; Fagales; Betulaceae. The record is from RefSeq and is a predicted model, not a curated record.
GUUGGUGUGUGUGCAAAAUGUUUCUCUCUCUCUGUAACUGACGCGCCGAUCUCACUCUCAUUAUGCGUUCCAUUCCGUCUCUGAAAUGGGCUGCGGCGAUCACGAUAGGCUCGGGCCUAGGGCUCCUACACUGGUCUUCCACCCCCGAUUCCGAAUCUGAUUCCAAUUCCGAUUCCGAUUCCGCUUUCUUCAAGAAGCCUCUUUUGUCUUUCGCCGACUGGUCAGCGACCGCCUCUGAAUCUGCCUCUGCAUUUCGCAAAUUAGCACUGCCUGAAAGCCCUAAAUACCUCUUUGGAGAUGCAUAUAGGAGAAAGAUUUUCUUUAACUAUGAGAAGCGCAUCAGGUUGCGAAGUCCUCCUGAAAAGGUUUUUGAGUACUUUGCAUCUUUUUCGUCACCGGAAGGAGAAUUACUUAUGACACCAGAAGAUCUAAUGCGGGCAGUUGUUCCUGUUUUCCCUCCAUCAGAGUCCAACCUUGUUAGAGAUGGAUAUUUGAGAGGAGAAAGGAGCCCUGGUGACUUACGAUGUGAUCCUUCGGAUUUUUUUAUGCUUUUUGAUGUGAACAAUGAUGGACAUAUAUCUUUUAAAGAGUAUAUCUUUUUUGUGACGCUACUCAGCAUUCCAGAGUCGAGCUUUUGUGUGGCAUUCAAAAUGUUUGACAUUGACAAUAAUGGGGAGAUAGAUAAGGAAGAAUUCAAGAAAGUGAUGGCUUUAAUGCGAGCUCAUCAUAGACAAGGGGCUCAACACAGGGAAGGGCUUCGAACUGGGUUAAAAUUUCGUGGUUCUGUAGAAAAUGGAGGCCUGGUGGAGUUUUUCUUUGGUAAGUAUGGAAAGGAACGCCUCCAACACGAUAAAUUUUUCCAAUUUAUGCGGGAUUUGCAUGAUGAGAUUCUGAGAUUGGAGUUUGCUCAUUAUGACUACAAGUUACGAGGAACUAUAUCAGCUAAGGACUUUGCGUUGUCCAUGGUUGCUUCUGCUGACAUGAGUCAUUUAGGCAAGUUGCUUGAUCGGGUUGAUGAAUUGAACAAUGUUCCGCAACUUAGUGAUAUUCGCAUUACAUUUGAGGAGUUCAAACAUGUUGCAGAGCUACGUAGAAAAUUGGAGCCACUUUCUUUGGCCCUUUUCAGUUUUGGAGAAGUGAAUGGCCUGUUAACAAGAAAAGACUUUCAACGAGCUGCAUCCCAAGUAUGUAAUUUAUCCCUAUCUGAUAAUGUGGUUGAAAUAAUUUUCCACGUAUUUGACACCAAUCGAGAUGGAAAUUUAACCUAUGAUGAGUUUGUGAGAGUCUUGUACAAACGGGAAAGGGAUAUCACCCGACCUGUGGAGGAAGGAGUCCCGGGCUUAUUGUCGUGCUUCCGGAACCGCUCAAAUGAUUUCUCCUUUUCACGGUUCCUUUCGUGACACACACCUGUGCCUCUGUGUAGUCUCUGAAGUUUGCUCAAGGAUGCUUCUGAUGGAUCCGAAGGAUUCCAAUCGCUUGUAAAUUUACUCAAUUAGGCAAUUUCUGUUAAUAGGAGGCUUCACGUUUGCCUUCUUGAUCCCUACCUAGGUGAGAAUGCACAGGCCUUGAAGAAUGAUUCUGAUAGCUUGAAGGUUUUACCCUUUUGUAAAUGGAAUGAAUAGGUAAACUUUAUUUCUUAAGAAGUGCUUGGAUCAAACUUUGAACUCGUAACAAUGAAGUAUACGACAUUUUAUAGCAUAAAUGUACAUUUUCUCUUUGUCCUAC